This is a messenger RNA of Mirounga angustirostris (Northern elephant seal), 3518 nucleotides long. It is a transcript of the gene REEP2, whose product is annotated as receptor accessory protein 2. Gene Ontology annotation, cellular component: cytoplasmic microtubule; endoplasmic reticulum membrane. The transcript is spliced from 8 exons. The coding region runs from base 1322 to 2359 and encodes 345 amino acids. Gene Ontology annotation, molecular function: microtubule binding; taste receptor binding. Lineage: Eukaryota; Metazoa; Chordata; Mammalia; Carnivora; Phocidae. The record is from RefSeq and is a predicted model, not a curated record.
GUUUUGGGCGGUCGGUGAUGGGGUUCCUCAAAGCAGAAGGCCUGACUGCCCACAUAGGAAACAUUGUGGCCCUGGAUCCACCUCAGAGUUGGUGGGGAAAGAGCCAAAUGGGAUUUUUUUUUUUUUAAAUCAAGCAGUAAUUAAAGUGGCUUGAGCAGUGAGGACAGACUACAUUCCCAUUAGAAAAGGCCUUUUGAAGAGGAAGUUGUAAAGAAUAGCAAGAGGGGUCAUCAGAGGCUGCUUCUCCAGACCCUGUUGGAAAACAUCUUCCAAAGUAUUUGAGCCUGGAAAUACAAUUAUCAGGGUGGAAAUAGACCAUUGUGUGGUUCAAGGAUACUGAGUUUGAAUAGGACCAUAACUGAAAUACAGAGCUCGGAGCGUGUCCUUUCAGCCUGGUGGGCACGGGUCGAGGCUGUGAUCACCAGAAGACUUACACCUCCACUUAAAGAAUGCAGAAGCUUUGAAAUGGGACAGGAAAGGAAAGCAAUGGGGAGAAAAGGGGGUUGCAGAGGUUGGAGCUUUGUUGCUUUGGUGAAAAUCAGGAGGCGGGCUAGCCUACAUUCUGGAUAUAAAUGUCUUCAGAAUUAGGGCAUACACUGCUGCCAGUGUUUGCUGAUGGGGGUGGAACUGGAGCCCCUGGACCCAUCUCCAACCUAGAUGUCAGGCCUCCAACCCUUCUGUUUAAAGAGGGUCUGCCCCUGGUGUAUUCCCCUUGAGAGCAUGGGCUCAUUCCCCUGCAAAGCUGAGCAAAUGACAACCUUAAAAAAAAAAGCAGAUCAGAGAGGGGAUGGGUCCUCCAACUGGGGUGAUUGGUGAUGACCAAGAAGGGGUAAGGUGGACAGGUGCAGCUAUACUUGACUUCAGGAGCUGUUGGGUGGGUGUCUUUACAGGGCCUGGAAUGGGGGAGGACAGUUUGCUGGCCAGCAGUUGGGAAAAGUGGCCUGAUUAAAGUAGACUUUAUGGGUUACAUCUUAGCAGCAUGACUUAGUGGUUUUGGGACCUUGGCAAAUUAUUGAACUUCCCUAAGGGCCCCAUUUCCUUAUCUUCAAAAUAAGGAUAAUUAUAACCUCUGCCUUAUGGAAUGGUAGUGAGGAUUCAGUGAAAUAAUGCGGGUAAAGCUCUUAACCUCAGGGCCUGGCAGUUAGUACGCACUCAGUAAGUCCUAGCUAGUAUUCCUCAGCCUGGUGUGGACAAGGCAGGAGGAGGGCUAGGAUGUCAGGAUGGAACCUGAAGGCCUGUGAGGACCUCAGACCAGGGCUUGGAAUGCAAGAAAGAGGAACAAGCGAUUAGAGGAGGGCAGGGCGCUGAGGGUCAAAGGCGCAUGCCCGGUGAUAGCAGGUGCAGGGGGGCGCGCCGCCGCCGCCGCCGCCGGGGCCUCCCCUUUAAGAGCCGCCGCCGCCCACGGCCCGCCGCUGCGGCAGGGACCUCCCCUUUAACCGCGGCUGUUCGGCGCUCCGCGGCCCCCGCGGCGGCUGCUGCUGUGGCUGCUCUGCUUCUGCGGCUCCUGCUGCCGCUGCGGGCGCUCGACCUCCGGCACCUGCAUCCUCGGCCGCGGUCCGGGUCCUCCCCGCCCCGCGCCCCGCCCGGCCCCGCCAUGGUGUCCUGGAUCAUCUCUCGCCUGGUGGUGCUCAUCUUUGGCACCUUGUACCCAGCCUAUUCUUCCUACAAGGCCGUGAAGACAAAAAACGUGAAGGAAUAUGUGAAAUGGAUGAUGUACUGGAUCGUCUUUGCUUUCUUCACUACAGCUGAGACACUCACGGAUAUCGUGCUUUCCUGGUUCCCCUUCUACUUUGAGCUCAAGAUCGCCUUUGUGAUAUGGCUUCUGUCCCCUUACACCAAGGGCUCCAGCGUGCUCUACCGCAAGUUCGUGCACCCGACACUGUCCAACAAGGAGAAGGAGAUCGACGAGUACAUCACACAGGCCCGAGACAAGAGCUAUGAGACCAUGAUGAGGGUGGGCAAGAGGGGCCUGAACCUGGCCGCCAAUGCUGCGGUCACAGCUGCUGCCAAGGGCCAGGGGGUGCUCUCAGAGAAGCUCCGGAGCUUCAGCAUGCAGGACCUGACCCUGAUCCGGGACGAGGACGCACUGCCCCUGCAAGGCCCUGACAGCCGGCUCCGCGCCAGCCCUGGCAGCCUCCUGGACACCAUUGAGGACUUGGGAGAUGACCCUGCCCAGAGUUUAAGGUCUAGCAUGAACCAGGCAGAUCCCCGGACAGAGGCCUCUGAAGAUGAUAUGGGAGACAAGGCCCCUAAGCGGGUCAAACUGGUCAAAAAAGUGCCCAAAGCUGAGCCGCUGGCUUCCAAGACACUGAAGACCCGGCCCAAGAAGAAGACCUCUGGCGGGGCUGACUUGGCUUGAGGUCCUGACCCGCCCUCCCCAGGCUGCAGAGCCCCCGCUCCACACUGUGCCAGUAGCCCAAGUGUCUCAGGCCCCAGGGCCCCUCCGAUGGCUGCCUGCCCAGUGACCACUCCUCUGGAAGGUCUUGGAAAAGAGGAAGGAGGCCCUGCUGUGGGGGUGGAGGGUAGAGGCUGGAGGGGUUGCUGAGGACUGAGCCACCCAAGGAGGUGGGGGCUCCUUAGAGCCCAAAUUGCUCUUCUCCCUGCUCCAGUCCUGCCCCCACCCACCCAGUGCCUUGCUGAAGACCAUGGCCAUCCUAACAUGCCCCCACUGCUCUGUCUGGGGUGCGGGGUGGGGGGCAGGCACAGUCCAGAAUGACCAGAGAUGGGCCCGAAGGCACCUGGGAGACCAGGAGGGAGUGGGGAAGGCUUCAGAGAACCUGGCUGAGGGCUCCAGGCCACACCUGUGAAUGGAGGGCAGGGCCUUAAUGUGCAUUUAAAGCACCAGGAUGGCCAGGCCAGAGCUGCAGUUGGGGGCACUGGGUAGGGCUGUGUGCUACAUGCCCCACUAAAAAGAAGUGGGGCUCCAGGGGGGGGGGUGUGUGUGCGCGCGUGUGUGUGUAUUUCUGGGUCUAGGGCGGGGGGGAUUGGGGGUAAAGGACUUUCCUGCCAGCAGCAACCACCCCCCACCGCAAGCCCCGGCUGGCCCUUCCCUGCUUUCAGCCCUCCUUCCUACUCUCGGACCCUCAGAGGACCCCAGCCCGCCCUGAGAGGAUGGGAUUCUGAGGGCCUCUUACCUCCUCCUCUGCCCUUGAUACCCUUCCGCCCCCUCCCAUUCCUGCCCUGCCCCUGUGCUGGGCUCCUCCACCCCUCAGGGCCCACUGCAGAGGCCCCUGCUGAGCCAGCUCCUUUCCUCCUCACCUGGGGGCUCAUCUUCCUUUCCCCCAGAGCCCUCUUCCUGUGCCAAGCAAACUGGGCCCCAUGUGAGCAGGCUCUUAUGAGCCCAGGCUUUGCCCCACACUCUACCCCAGCUUCUGCUGUGGCUUCAGUCAGGGCCAGGAGGAGUGUGUGAAGAAGAAAAGAAAUUUAGGAGCCAAAGGGCUUCCAAUUCUGUGGAAAGAGGGUGCCUGUUGGACCUUUGGCACCAGAUGAGCCAAUAAACCAAAUUCUGGCGCCUCAUG